AUGUCGACGCUUGCAAACCCACCCAGAUCUAUCGUCUUUUACGACAUCGCCAUGCGCCCCCCAGUCGAGAAAAAUGCCUGUGCAGUGAACCCCUGGAAAACCCGUAUGGCGCUAAACUUCAAGGGCGUCCCAUACUCGACCUCAUGGGUGCCUUUGCCCGAAGUUGCAAAAGUUCGCAGCGGCCUCAAAGUACCCCCCUGUCGGAAAUUUGCCGAUGGCAGCGACUUCUUUACCCUCCCUAUCAUUGACGAUCGAGGCACUGGUUCUCUAGUGGGCGACUCAUUCGACAUCGCUGUCUACUUACAGAAAACGUAUCCGAACUCGGGCGCAGGCGACCUGUUUCCACCUCAGACGCUCGAUUACGAGUUCAAGCCCGAGUUUGCGAUAGCUGUACCUCUAUCGGACUGUCGCGAGGGGGAUUUUCCCGAAUAUGCCAAGUUCAAUAUGCACGUUGAUGCGGUAUUUACCACACAUGUGCAGUUAACGGUCGAAUGCUUCCCAUUCGACCCUGCCACUGCCGAUAUUAGCAAGGCUGAGUUCGCCCGGCGUGCAGGUGCUUCAGGGUGGGAGGACUUUGCCUUGAUUGGUGAGGCGCGAGAGAAGGUCAAGGAUUCGUUCCGGAACACGCUGGGUGAGCUGGCCAAGCUGUUCCGAAAGGACACUAGUGGACCGUUUGUACUUGGAACGAAGGCUUGCUACGCGGACAUGAUUGUCGGUGGGUGGCUGCGGAUGAUGCGAGCGACUUUACCACAAAGUGAAUGGGAAGAGCUGAAAAGCUGGCAUGGUGCCACUUUCGGGAAAUUGCAUGAUGCGUUGGAGGUAUAUGCGGAGAUGAAAUAG
Molecule: messenger RNA, 840 nt
Organism: Penicillium daleae
Lineage: Eukaryota; Fungi; Ascomycota; Eurotiomycetes; Eurotiales; Aspergillaceae
Exons: 1
Coding region: 1-840 (279 amino acids)
Source: RefSeq, a predicted model, not a curated record